Haliotis rufescens (red abalone) is the source of this 1753-nucleotide messenger RNA. RefSeq lists its product as uncharacterized. Lineage: Eukaryota; Metazoa; Mollusca; Gastropoda; Lepetellida; Haliotidae. The record is from RefSeq and is a predicted model, not a curated record. Bases 186 to 1442 code for a protein of 418 amino acids. The transcript is spliced from 7 exons.
GAUCAUUCGCGGAAGUCCCAUGCCGAAGCCUUUGUUUGUCGUCUGCUACGCUACUGCGUUGCCGCCAAAGCCAAACAAACCUGCAUUUAUAAAGAUUUUCUCCCAAGGGAAAGUUUUCAUAAGUGCUCAAGAUAUGGAACAAUAGGGACCUAUAUUCUAAGAUAUUCUGCUCGCCAAAAAACAACAUGAAAUCUUUCAUCACCUGUUCGUGUGUUGCCAUGGUGAUACUGGUCAGUUAUGUCCAGUCAUUCCCAUCUGACCACAUGGAAAUCAAGGACGCCGGCUUAGACAUGAGGGCGGCCAACUUCGUAGAGGAAUCAACGACGACGGACUCGUCAGUCUAUGUGAAACGUCGACGAUUUAACUGCACAGACUCUCACAGGCCCCACGAGAACGACACCAACAAAUUCCAGGUGUUCCACAACAACGUCUGGUGGGACCAGGUGUGUCAGACCGGCCUCAUCUGGAACCAGACCCUUUGCAGGUGCGAGUACUCGUCUGGUCUGAAGAAGAUGCCCAAGUGCCCCGACUACAGGGCCCACAGCAACGAUACCAGCAAGUACGAACAGUUGGUCAACAGCAAGUGGAUCAUCCGGGAAUGCAAUCUGGCUGUGACCGGUUUACUCUGGAACCAGACCGCCUGCAGAUGUGUGUGGGGCCCGGAUGGAGAAAAGGACUUCCUGUCACGUCAAAGGGCCACACCAUGCGACACGAUGUUUAAUGUAACAUUUGACAACGGCAUCGUUGAUAACGCCAAAAGCUCAUAUAUCGAGUUGUCACCAAGUGCAAAGAUAUCCCUUCGCGAGUCCACCCAAAAGGGAAAUAAGUACGCAUAUUUGGAGGAUGGAUAUAUGAACGUGUGGUACUUCGCCGGAAAUGAACUCAGCGAAUCCCUACGCGUUGAAUUCAGCUUCAAAGCAGAAGAUAAUCCAACAACACGUGACAAAUACCAGAUUAUCUUGUCCAAUGGCUGCAACGUGACAGCCCUUGGUUACACAACCCCGUCUCUUGCUAUUGGCUACAGGGCAGCGGAUGAAUCCUUCCUUCUCGCCUUCGAGACAGUCAACGUGCGGAAAGCCAUUGUCUGCACACGUGAGCUGCAGUCACCAUAUGACUGGCACCGGGUGUCCCUCAUCUACGAAGACGGAACGCUGCUACUGAGGGUGGACAACCAGCCAUGCAUCAUUUCAGAAGACUUCACUGGUCCCGUGCAGAAGACGUCUUGCCCGCUUACCGUGGGUACUGAUCCUUUGGAGAAGGAGACGAAAUACAGAGGUUACCUUGACGAUGUCCUGGUGGCAAGAUAUUGUAGACGAUUUGUGGAACAAGUACCACUUGAUGACUUUGAUCUCCAUGACUACAACGAAGAAGAGACAGAUGCCACAGAGAACUUGAUUGACACUUUCUCCAACAUCGAUGUUGGCUUCAAAGCAUUGCUUUAAAACCACGAAUACCUACCAAAAAGAUAUUGACUGGUGUGUGCACGGGGUGUAUUUCACUUCAAAAAGUGGGACUUUUGCAAGUAUGUUCCCCGACUAGUUGUAGUCUCGAGGACAUCUCGCGAGAUUUCCUACAACGUGACUUCCGCCAAAGCCAAGUCGAGGCCGUGCGUGGCUUCGUGUAGCAUGGCUAGUGUGUGUUUCAUGGGCACCGAUGUGUUUUCUUUAUUUAUUGUCGUCGGAUGUGGAACAUGUACUUUUAUAAUAUAUAUUGGUCUUUUUAUGUAUUUUCUGGAAUAAACUUGUAAAAAAAA